Vitrella brassicaformis is the source of this 2477-nucleotide messenger RNA. NCBI's taxonomy places the organism in Eukaryota, Vitrellaceae. The record is from the annotation of a GenBank genome assembly.
CGACUCUGUUGUUUGCACCCCUCCCCCGGCAAACCAAAUUCUCCUUUGCCCGUGGCCCGCAUCAAGUCACCAUGCAGAACUUCAACCUCUCAAACAACGACGAGGCCUGCAAAGACGGCCUCGAGAUCCUCCUCAAACCCAAAUACUACGGUGUGCUGUGACACUUUGCGAUGAUCACUGCAAUUGCUGCGAUCGUGUGUGUUAUGCUAUGCGUCGUGUGUGUGCGUUGAUUGCAUGGUGCAGGUGUGAUAGAGCCGUGGACGCUCACGGCCACGGAGAAGGAGAAGGUCGACAUCGCAAAGCUGGCGCGCAUCGUCGAGUGCGAGCCGGACCCUUCGACCACCAUCCUGCCGCGCACGCAGGUCGCGGCCGACAUAUCGAGAUACGACGCCAAGGAGGCCGUGAGGGCCACCCUGCACCAAUGGCAGCCACACAGGAGUGGCGCCAGGUCAGUGCAGUCCAGGCAUACAGACGUUCAUAGAGACAAGGGCCGUUUGUGUGUGUGUGUGUGUGUGUGUGCAGUUUGCGUGGCAAGGAUGAGAUUGGGGAGUGGCACAAGGCCAUGCGGCCGCCCGCGAUGGUGUCGGCCCGACACGCGCCUUUCAACAUGUGCGUAUGCGUGACGACAGACCCACAAACAGGCAUCCAUCUGAGAAUGUCUGGCAUUGCCUGAGUGUGUCUGCAGGUCUUCGGAGCAGCAGGACGCCGUGCUUGCCAAUGUACGUAGAUACACAGUUCAUGUGACUCAGAGAGAUACGUGCUCAAUGCCGUAAUCGGCGUGUGUGUGUGACCCUGUCAGCCGAAAGGUCUGUUCCGCCCGCUCAAGGACACGGGCAAAGCCAUGGACCAGCAGCAGCCGGUGAGGGCAUAGCAUAAACAAACACUCUUUCUCUGGUGCGUACACAUCUUCACGACGCAGGAUUUGCACGAUCGCACACUGUCGGCGUUCGCAAGGCGCAACAUCAAGUCGCUGCAGCCGCCCAGAGGUGAGUCGGUGGCCGUGUGGGGCCAGCCUGUGAACGGGCAUGUGUGUGUGUGUGCCCAUUCAUUAAGGUAACCGUUUCCGGACCCAGCAGCAGGUGGAUGACUACUUCCGGCUCAACUAUGAGCGCCUCAGCACGGUGUGUACACCCCCACCUCUAGAGAGAGACACGGGGGGCACUGCACUGCACUGCACUGGAUGUGUCCCUCUGCGUCGCGUGCUGCAGCAAGGCUGCGCGAGAGUUCUGAUCCCUCGGGCUGUCAGGAGGUCGGUGGGUGCGUUGUGUCUCUCUGAUGCGUCAAUGGCAUACAUAUGCCUGGCCUGCUCAUGUCCAUCUAGGUUGGAGAGUUGGCAGAUUCUGAGGGCCAGCGAGGCGGAGAAGGCCAACGUCGUCAAGCUGCUCAAGAGGUGACGGGAGACGCACACAACACACCCACACUCAUAUGUGUAUGGGUGGUGGAUCUCUGCAGUUUGGAGCACGCUGUGUCUGCACUGCCCGACUAUAAGAUCAUGUCGGGCGCCCUCGAGGGCAUCGACCCGUGGAACCGACUCUUCGAAGACCACCGCGUCCACAAGUAAGUGUGCCCGUGUGUGUCUGUCUGUCUACUCAGCACAUGUCUCUGCUGCAUAUGCGUAGGUAUCACAAGGACCUGCUCAACAUCCGGCUGUACGGUGGCCCCGGCGGCCCUUUCCCCAUGCAGCAGCCCACACAAAACGAGCGGCCAUGGACGGUUGGCUUGCCUCGCACAGACACCAACCAACACACACAGAAUUAUAUACGAGUGUCGUGUGUAUGUGUGUGUAUGUCGUUGCAGGCGCCCGGCGGUCAGCAUUCGAUCGGCGAUGUGUAUAACGCCAUGCAGUGGACACUGUCGCGGAACCGCCCCAAGCCGCCGCCCAUGAUCACCGCUGCAGAGAUGGCGGAGGCUGCCGACCGGUCAGAACCAGACGUAUGAAUGCACACGUGUGCGUGUGCGUGUGCGUCGUGUGUGUGCAGAGUGCGUCAGCGUGCGGAGCGUGCGCGGAAGCAUCUGGCGGGAGGUCUGUGUUUCCCCUGGGUGGCCAAGGAGAAGAAAUCCCAGUACCAGCGGUCGUAUGUGCCGCUGCCCCACGACCAGGACGUCAUCUAUCGCCGCCAGCCGGCCGAACGCACACACGAGGCCAUCGCUGUCGGCGGCCUCGAGGCAACUGCAAUGAGUGCAGGUACUGCCCCUGGCCGUGUUUGGGCCCGUGCAGUGCAGUGCAUGCAAUGGUUGGAGCGUACACGCUUGUGUCUGGCUGUUUGUAUGUGUAGGUGCUGGUGGUGUGUAUGAGGACACGGCGACGAUGCUCAAGGCCUGUGUGUCGCCGCUGAUCACCAGCGAGCGGCUCCCCGAGAAAUGAACGAACAUACACAAUUGAGGACAGGGGAUGGAUGGAUGGAUGGAAGGAGACACGAUUGAACGAUUCAGCUGCCGCCAUGUGCGUGUAUGUUAUGAAGAAAAUGCAUAAAGGC